Molecule: messenger RNA, 1523 nt
Organism: Salvia hispanica
Lineage: Eukaryota; Viridiplantae; Streptophyta; Magnoliopsida; Lamiales; Lamiaceae
Source: RefSeq, a predicted model, not a curated record
AUAGGCAUUAUUUUUUUAAUUACCAAACCUGCAUUAAUAUUCCAUAAACUCACUCUCUUCUCUCAUCAUCAAAUAUUCCUUCUAAAAAGCUCUCUCUACUACAAGCCAUGGCGGCCUCCGCCGCUAGCUUCCUAAGGUCACCGCCGCCGUCUUCACUCCAAGGUCUAUUCCUUCUCCUCAUAACCACCUCGGUUUUCUUCUUUUUAUACUCAUUUUCAAGCAUAAAACUUGACAAUAUUCAUCACCAAGAAGGCCUAAUUCACCCGCCUAAAGCUAUCCUACCUCUUCAACAGCCGCACCAGGCUGUGCAUAACCACCCUUUCAUCUCUCAAGAAUUAGUUAAUCAGCAAGUGAACGCUGUUCUUCCGGAGAAGGAAGUCAUCGCGGCGUCGAAAACACCAUUGCCAAAGGAAAAAAGGGAUCAUGAAUCAGUUGGAUCGCGCAAUGACGAUAAAGUUUACGAUGCAUUCCACGAUAGGGCCUUAUUCACAGAAGAGUACGCGAGAAUGAAGAAGAGAAUGAAGAUAUACACAUAUCCACAUAGCAAGAACGAGGCGUUCGCAAACGUGUUGCUCCCGGAGGAUUCUGAGCCAGGUGGCAACUACGCGAGCGAGAGCUAUUUCAAGAAAGCCCUCUUCGAGAGCCAUUUCCUCACAAAUGACCCUUCCGACGCGGACCUCUUCUACCUCCCCUUCUCCAUCGCCAGCCUCCGGCACGACAAGAGAGUAGGCGUUGGUGGGAUUAAAACCUAUGUCAAGAACUACGUUCGAGACAUUAGUCAAACCUACCCCUUCUGGAACAGGACAGGCGGCGCAGAUCAUUUCUACAUCGCCUGCCAUUCAGUGGGGCGGACGGCAAUGGAAAAAGCAGUCCAAGUUAAACUAAACGCGAUUCAAGUGGUGUGCUCCUCGAGCUACUUCUUGCCGGGCUACGUCUCCCACAAAGAUGCAUCCAUACCGCAAAUUUGGCCCAGGAAAGGCCCACGCCCAACACGCCCACCAUCACUCAGGCGGAAUCUAGCCUUCUACGCUGGAGCAAUGAACUCGAGAGUUCGAGAGUCUCUGGUGAAGACGUGGGGGAACGAUUCUGAGAUCUCGGUCCACCGUGCCCGGCUCAAGACGCCCUACUCGGAGUCGCUCUUGAGGAGCAAGUUCUGCAUCCAUGCUAAAGGAUUUGAAGUGAACACAGCUCGAAUAGGGGAUGCUUUGUAUUAUGGGUGUGUGCCUGUAGUUUUAGCAGACCACUAUGAUCUUCCAUAUGCAGACAUCUUGAAUUGGGAGAGUUUCUCGGUAGUUUUGUCGGCUUCGGACAUUCCGAUCAUGAAAAGGGUGCUUUUAGAAAUGAUUAGAUCAGGUGAGUAUUUGAGGUUGCAAGAGAAUGUUGUGAGAGUCCAGAAGCAUUUUCAGUGGCAUAGUAUGCCAGUUGAUUAUGAUGCGUUUUAUAUGGUUAUGUAUGAGUUGUGGCUUCGGAGAAGUCAUGUAAGUAUCAACACUUGACUUAUUUCUUUAUUUCAUUUGUUUGUA